GAGUGACGCGGGGCGGUCGUCGUAGCGUACUAUUCGUGUGUAGUGCGACCACGGUAGCGGUUAGUGGAGCAGUACGCCAUGCACACGCCAUCACGGUCGUCGUCGCCGCCGCCGCUGCCUCCGCCGCGAUCGUCUGCCGCGGAAUCGCAACUGCCAAACGUCGCUCUUGACCCUUUGUCGCGAUAAAAACGGAAAAUGUACGCCUCGUCGCCGUGCUAACCGCACCGUCGCGUCGUCUCGUCACCGUAGCACAUGAUUUCAUCGUCGCCGAGAAAAUAAUCCGUUCGUUUUUAACCGUGCACGAUCCGUCGUCGGUCAUCGCGCGCGGCCGAAACAACAACAAUAAUAAAACCUAAACGGUUAACAGUCAGUAGAGUCGUUUACAGGUUGUUUUUUGAUCGAUCGCGAACGUGUGCCCCGUUGUUUCGAAGCGCGUAGUGUCGUAGUGUCUCCAUCACCGUCGUCGUCGUGUUCCGAUGGCGGCUACCGAAUGGAUCACUGCUAUCGAUAAGAGGCCCGCCGACCGGAGCGCCAAGGACGUGGAGGCCAUCGCAUCGCGUCUCCGACGGGUUGACACUUUGAACCGUCUGCCCAAUAGCGUUCUGCAACAGUUGGCAUUGGUGGGCUACUACGAGGACUUGGAACGCGGCGUGAUGCUGUACAGACAAGGCGAAAUUGGAUCUAGCUGGUACGUCGUCUUAGGCGGUAGUUUAGAGGCGAGGCUUAUGCACACAUCUCAGACGUCAUCAACGAACGCAGAAAAGUCUGUUGUCACCCUGGACGUCGGUGCGACUUUUGGCGAAUCGAUUGUGCACGACCUCCCUAGAGAUAUGACCGUGUGCACGAAAACCACUUGCGAGCUACUCAGGAUACAGCAGAACGAUUUCAGAAAGAUUUGGGACAAGCACUCAAUUUUGAUGAAAGACUUAAUCGCUAACAAUAAACUAAAAAACGGGAUGGCCGUUGGAAGUCUGUCCAAAUGCCAAUCUCCUCCGCCGGUGUCAACGGUAAUACGUAGAACGGUUACCCCCGAUAACCCGGAUCCAGCAGAAGUCAUUACGGAGAAUCCCAGUAUGCCGAUGGCCAGGGCCGGUUGGGUGCUGCGCACGUUGUUGCUCAGCGACCAGAACACGGUGCUCAGGGACCGGAAGACCGGCGGCGGCAGGUCCGUGGUCCGGAGAUGCGCGUCCGGCAGUGAGUUGAUCGACUGGCUGAUGAAUCUGGUGUCCACGGACCACGACUCGUUCAGCCGGCACGAUGUGGUCGGCAUGUGGCAGGCGCUGCUCGAGGAGGGAGUCAUAUCGCACGCUACCGGCGAGCAUCCUUUCAAAGACAAGUGUUUGUUCUACAACUUUUGGCAAGACAGAGAGGGCGCUCUGAACACUCCGACCAUACAAGACGUGGCCGAAGCCGAAGAGCACCUAGACGAAGCGUUGCAAGAAUUAAUCCAGAGGGGCCCUGACGCCCAUUUGCGUAUGAUCCUACGAUCACCGAGCUCUGAAAGGACGCCUGAGGACUUGGAGCUGAUAUUCGAGGAGCUGUGCGAGCAAAGGGCUCUGGCUCACCUACCGAAUUCAGUGAAACGGGAACUCGCAUCCGUUGUAGUGUUCGAAGCCCAUUCAAAAGCCGGCCAUACGCUGUUCCGGCAAGGGGACGAAGGAAAAGCGUGGUACGUGAUUAUGCAAGGUGCAGUCAACGUAGAAACAUAUUCCAAAGGAAUUGUGGAAUCGCUGUACGACGGCGAAGACUUCGGUGGUUUGGCGUUGAUACACAACGUGCCUAGAUCGGCGACCAUCACCGUCAAAGAAGACAACACUCAUUUGUUACGAGUAGACAAAGACAGUUAUAAUAAAAUCGUCAGGGAUAUCGAAGCAAAUACGGUCAGGCUGAAAGAACUCGGCAGUGACGUAUUGAUACUAGAAAAGUCUCCUAGAUUACACAAAUACAUGAUUAUCGCUGGAACCCCGCAAAAAAUUCUAGAACAUCUAUUGGAACACAGGCUAAGUAGCACUAAUGUCGCCAGUUCUAGAAACGACCCGUGCUUAGAUGACUUCUUGUUAACGCAUAUAGUGUUCAUGCCCACCAGGACAUUAGUGUCAGAACUCAAUAAAUAUUAUCAUAUGGAAAACCCGGCGCAGGACCGAGAGUACACCAUCAACUGCAAAAGAAAAGUGGUGCAAUUCGUCUACCGAUGGGUGGUGACUAUACGGCAUCCGGUAUUCGAUGACGUCGUCUCCAUGUCGUUUCUUGAGGAAUUGGCCACUGACGUGGAAGCCGAUUGUCAACUGCUGGGUGGCAAGAGUCAAGCAUUGCAAGAGGAGGCUAGUCUUAUGCACCACAUCAUGUCUCGGCUCAGAAGGUACCAGGACGAGAGAUUAGAAACUUCAGGCUUAAAAUGGAAGUUACCGCCGGGUGGCCAACCGAUUUGCCUGUUCACCGCAGUCAGCAACCCGUCAAAAAACAGUAGACCAAUUAUUCGACCGAGCGAUGACAUUAUAUUCCGGGUUUACUGCGCCGAUCAUACGUUCUGCACGUUACGGUUGCCCGUGAACGCCACAGCGGAAACAAUCAAGGUAGGAGCUUACGAAAAGUGCAGCCUCCGUCAUCCCGUACAGGAUUUGAGGAUAGUGGAAGUGAAAUCCAACGGAGAAAGGGUACCGUUCAGAGACAGCGAGCAUUCGAUACCCACCACCGUGGCGCUCAACAGCUGUAUAUUUUUAACACCAAAAGACCACAUGGACGCACUGACGUGCGUGCCGGAACAAGAAAAAUCAGAAGGAGCGGAGAUAUCUGGAGAUUUCGAUUCGUUAAGUACCAAAGAACUGGCGUACCACAUGACGCUUUUCGAUUGGGAAUUGUUCUGGAACGUCCACGAGUACGAAUUGAUAUACCUGACGUUCGGCAGACAUCGAUUCCAACAAAUCACGGCUAAUUUAGACAUAUUUCUCAGACGAUUCAACGAAAUCCAAUAUUGGGUUAUUACCGAGAUAUGCAUGUCACAAAAUAUAUCUAAACGAACCAAUAUACUGAAGAAAAUGAUUAAAUUGGCCACAUACUGCAAGGAGUAUUACAAUUUCAACGCUUUCUUCGCCAUCCUAAUGGGGUUGAGCGACGUGGCCGUUAGCCGGCUGUCGACUACUUGGGACAAGCUGCCGUCGAAAUCCCGGAAACAAUUCACCGAAUACGAAGCGCUCAUCGACCCAAGUCGGAAUCAUAGGGCUUACCGGAUAACGGUGGGCAAAUUGCCUUCGCCCAUGAUACCGUUCAUGCCAUUGCUAAUUAAAGACAUGAAAUUCACUCACGACGGAAAUAAAACGCACGUGGACGGAUUGGUGAACUUCGAAAAAAUGCACAUGCUGGCGCAGACCAUGAGAACGCUCAGAUACUGCCGGGCCAGACACUUAGUAUUGGACCCACCGGUGUCGAAAAACGAAGCAGACGUCAAGUCGUACGUGAGUUGUUUGAGGUGCAUAAACAACGAGCGGACGCUGAUGAGCAUGUCGCAGAAGCUGGAGCCCAGGAGAACUUAGUGCCCAGGGACGGACAAUCGCGUCGUCAACACGUCACACCCACGUUUAAAAUUAUAUGUAGAAACGAUAUUCCGUUCGUACGACACGUGCAUGUAAAAAUAUUAUCGCGGUAUACGUUUCGAUCUUUUCAAUUUUUUUAUCCGAUUAUAAUAUCUCGCGUACCCAACGUCCGCGAGCGUCAGCUUAUACGCGAUUAAGCUGUACUUGUUCCGAUGAUAUUACGAUGUAACACCACCGGUUUUUUUCCCCUUGUUAAUAAGACGUGUUUUUAUACAGGGUAGGGAUGCGUCGCAGUAUUUUCUUUUGUUCUUCGUUUUUCUCCUGCUAGGUAAUGUUUAGGAAAUAUAAUAUAAGUUGUAAGACAAUCAGAGAACGAUGAUAAUCAAUAACCAGUGAAAAACAUUACAACGGUAACGCAGACGUACGUACGAGACGGUCUUGCUAAUCACAGCGCGUUACGAACGCGGGUUUUCAUCAGCAACUCGAGACAUGGACAUUUAUUGAUAUUUUAUUGUACAUAAUAUUAUUAUUGUUAAAACUAUACGCAUCACGGAAACACCAUAGGUUUUUAGAGCUUCAUAAACACAAUAAUUAUUAUAAUAUAAUUUUAGACUUACGGAAAGUGCGACGAAAGUAUUCAGUACAAAAAGCCGCGGCAAAGACAAGCCCAAUGAAUAUUUGACCGUCUUUUCGGUACAACGACACCCAAAAGUGAUAUUCAUAAAAGACGACGGACAAGCUCAUAACUGCAGCAGGAUAACAUUGCAUUUAUGUGUUCCCCGUCGCUCUAAUAUUGAUAAGCCGAUCGGCGGCGGUCGAUUUUGACUGAAUAUAUUUUCGCACUCCAAACAUUAUUAAAUUAAUUACAUAAUCUAAUAUAAUAUUAUGUAUGCAUUGCACAUGCCAAUGAUUAAAAUAAUAUAUAGUAUGUACUGUGUAUAUGACGUAUGUCAUUACGUAUAUUUUAAUUAGGUACCUAUAAAAUAUACACAGUACGCAUAAGCUAUUUAAUAUUAUUAUG
This is a messenger RNA of Sipha flava (yellow sugarcane aphid), 4551 nucleotides long. RefSeq names its product rap guanine nucleotide exchange factor 4 (gene Epac). Lineage: Eukaryota; Metazoa; Arthropoda; Insecta; Hemiptera; Aphididae. Gene Ontology annotation, cellular component: plasma membrane. The coding region runs from base 477 to 3530 and encodes 1017 amino acids. The record is from RefSeq and is a predicted model, not a curated record. Gene Ontology annotation, molecular function: guanyl-nucleotide exchange factor activity. Gene Ontology annotation, biological process: Ras protein signal transduction; positive regulation of GTPase activity. The transcript has 20 exons.